GGAUUUGCUGUCAAUUAGCUGCCAAUUUGCGCCUGGAGGAAUUUUUUCGGUCUUGUUAUUGUUGAUUUUUACUAAAUAGCGCUUCGGUAUCUCACAGAUGCAGUUUGGCAAAUCCUUGCUAAAACAUGUUUACACAAGGACGUUUAAGUCGAGUCUGACUUGUUCAAUCUUUGCGUUCACAUUGUUGAUGAUUUUCUUCGUUUUGGACUGGAAACGAAUGAAUGUGUAUCCUCGUUUGGAUGAAAUUCCAGGUCUUAAUGUACUACGAGCUUGGGAUGACUUGCAGGAAAUUACGAAGAGUCCACAUCCUUACAAUUCUCAUGCCUCGGAUGUUGUGAGAAACUAUAUUUUGGAGGAAUUGUAUAAGUUAAAAAAACAAGAUGAAGGCAACGUUGAGGUCAUCGAUGAUUUGUCCAGCACAACAACGUUCAUAAUGCCUGACACAAAUAUUCGUUCCUACUUUGAAGGCUCUAAUAUCUUGGUUCGUUUCAGAGGCGACAACGAACGGCUACGACCCAUACUGUUGUCAAGCCAUUUUGACUCCGUUUCGACGGGUUUCGGUGCUACAGACAACGGAAUGGGCGUAGCGUCUGCGCUUGAGCUUGCCCGCUAUUAUGCUGAACACAAACCUGAACGUGAUCUAAUCAUCAACUUUAAUAAUGCUGAAGAGGACUACUUAUAUGGAGCGCGAGCCUUUACUGAACACGAAUGGUCGAAAAACGUAACGGCUUUCCUCAAUCUUGAAGGUGCUGGUGCCGGUGGGAAAGCAUUACUUUUCCGCUCUACAAACAACCACGUCGCUCGCUCAUACUUUAAAUCUAACCGUUUUGCUUUUGCAUCCGUCCUCGGUAUCGAUGCUUUUAAGCGUGGUGUUAUCAAAAGUGAAACGGAUUAUGUGGUUUAUGAAAAAAUGAACAACGGAACUGCUGGCUUGGAUCUUGCGUUCUUCAGAAAUCGCGGCAUUUAUCAUACGGAACGCGAUGAUAUUCAACAUACGUCUAUUUUUUCGUUGAAUCAUAUGCUCGUAAACGCUUUUAUCUCUCUGCGAAACCUGCUUGACGAAAAGAGCCAACACUUCAAAGGAUCUUCACCCUUAUACUUCCCAGUGUUUGGAAGCUAUUGGCAAAUUAAUUUAAAUCUACAUCUUUUCCUCAACGUCGUGUUCUUGAUCGCCUGUCCAGCAAUUCUUUUCAUGUGCCUGUUCCGCUUUCCUUCACUGUAUGCUCAGUUAAAGAAGCCUUGCUAUCUCAUUUGUUUCACUCUUUCCAGUCUGUUUGUUUUGAUUUUUGAUUAUGUUGUUGUACAGUCUUUGACGAAGUUGAAUCCGUACGUGAUUCACUCAUCGCCUGACGCGGUCUUGGCUUUCUUCUUCCUUACAAAUUUGCUUGGACUCGUUUAUUCUUUUCGGUAUGUAGCAACGCAUAGCCGUAUGUCGAAUGAGGAAUUGAGUUGCAUUGAAAUCGUGCUCAUUUGGUAUGUGAGUAUGUUUUGGUAUAUAUCACUCUUGAUCGCUACACUCACCUCUAUUGUUCGCGGUCUUGGAUCAUUGUAUUUUGUAAAUUUUGGAUUUUUCUGUUCUUUCUUUUGCUGUAUUUUAACAUUGAUUCGGGUGCGUUAUUUUGUGGAUCGGAUGGUAACGAUAAAUCGUCCUGCUAAUCCCGAACAAAUGCCCCUUGUCCAGUCGACUUCUGGUAACGCGUAUGGAACCUCUCGCUAUCCUCAACACCGUUUAAAGGCCGUAGUUAGUAAGAGCGCUUCGGUCAAACUGAACGACAAUCUUUGGAGUGUUUUAUUCUUCUCUUGUUUAGUGCCACUUCCCUUGUUCACAUGUUACAACCUGCUGUCAGAGGUUUUCAUUCCGGCGGUUCAUCAGUCGUUAAUCGAUGGACCCUACAGUAAUACUUGUUACAAAUUCGCCGUAAUCUUGGUUUUUAUGGCUAUUAUUAAUAGUUCUCCGUUUGUGUUCCGUGCACUGUCCAAAAAGUCAUCUGCAAUCCUGCUCAUGCUCUGGGUUUCACUGUUGUUUAAUAUCCUUCGCGCUGAACCGUUCAACGAAAAGGCUCCGAUUAAAUUUCGGGUCUUCCAGCAUCUUAAUUUGGAUACUUCGGAGAAUCUAUUUCAUGUUCAAAACAUUGAACCAUACACCCAGAAGGUUCUCAAUGACUAUCCCAAAAUUAUCUCUGACACUUCGUAUCAGUGCGUUGAUCGUGAUUGUUUCUAUGAAGCUGAGGAGCCUACCCUUGGUUUUGAUGGGCCAUUGCAAAAUGCCAUUAACAUCACUCUUCAUAAGUCCUUAAACUCCAGUCUUGCAGAAUUGCGUGUUGACGCGUUUGAAACCAAGUGGUGCUACUUUGACUUUAGCGUACCUGUUUAUGUUGAUUCAAUCAAUGGUUUUGAAGUUCAAGAGGAGCACCAGUCACUACGCCUUGGAGUGCGAAACUUCGGUACUCCAUUUGUUGUUAAAACUGUUGCGAAGGACGAGGAUUCUCCUACGAACGUCACUGUAACUUGCAUGUGGGACGAAUUUGACCAUGACAAGAUACCUUCGUAUACGAGUUUACUGAACUACAUUCCGGCUUGGUCCGUGCUUACUAAGAAUAGCACGGGUCUUCUUAAAAUGUCGAAAACACACGUUAUGUAAUAUGAAUGAUUAAUGGCUAUUAAGCAAGUGCUAGACACAUGAAAUAAUUAUAAAAGCAUGAGACUGUUCCUCUGCUGUUGUUGAAAACGCCUUUGCAAAGGCGCUAAUUAGCGAGGUCGGAAACUCUCUUUGGUAGCUGGGGGAGAGGCUUCUUAACCUUCAACGCAUUUGGUCUUCCAGAAGAUGAUGAUUUCGGAGAAGUGAAAGUCGCAACUGAAGAAGCCGAAUAGGGAGAAGCAAUUGGGCUGAUAUGUGCAUUCUGGCGAUCGAAUGUUUGCUGUGUGUCACUCAUGAUUCUUCUAACGGUCUUCUGUCUACAAGGAGUGUUGACGAAAUUGCUGAAUCCCGCUGAAACAACUUCGCAGUAGUUAGCGGGGAACAUUCCGACUUGACCGGUAGGAAGUAAAAGGUUGUUGAUUUUCUCUCCGUACAACCAGUCCUUGUUAAUUUCUUUGGUAACUCGUGCUAGUUCACCAGUUUCAAGCUGUAAUUCUUCAUCGGUUCUCCUCAAAAAGGUGUACUUUGCACGUACUAUAGUUUGUUUUGGGCUGACAGUUAGUGAUAUUUACUGUUUUGGAGAACUUACGCCUCUUCAUUCUGUACUACCAAUGCGACAAGUGCCUCUGCUGGCUUCACAUCUUUCAGUACGGUGCCCAUUCGAAUGGGAUCGGAGUAGAGUUUAUCGUCUUGUACCUCCUCGAUAGUAAUAUCUUCUUCCUUGUUCCUGUAUCUUGUUAAUGUUACUCUCUAACAGGACAUUGUACUUACGAUUGCGUGACGAGCUGGUGCAACUGCUGGAGGACUUUAAGGCUUUCCUGAAAGUAGUCAAUUUGGUGUUGGAGAAGAAGCAAUAAGUCAUCGUAUUGUGAAGACUGUUUUCAUUAGCAUGGUGCUUAUUGAUUCUGAACGUACAUCGGCAGAUUUGAGUGCUUUCAUUCUCUUGUGCACAUCUUCGGAGGACUCUUGGAAUUUGUAAGAAGCAAAUCGCAAGUCCUCUUCCAAUCUCGGGUCUUCUUUCUUGGCUUUCAUGGAUUUGUGUAACAAUGAAUCAUAAGUGGUUCUGCGAUUUUCUAGCUUUUUGCGUGCAGUGUGAAAGUCCUUCAUUUGGACCAGAUAUCUUUCAAUAACAUCUAGGUAGCAAGUUGACAACCUAUUUGCAAAGAAGUUCUGAUGUUGGCCAAUUUUCUGCAAGGCUUGUCCGAACUGGAAAAGUGCAGCAGCUGUGCAUGUCACUGUUAGCAAGCUGAAAUCUCAGUCUUGUUGGCUAUCUUACCAUAUUCGGAAUCCUGAGGAAGUUCACCACCGUGAUUGGUCAUCACUUGUCCCAAAUUUUCAAUGGGAAGGCAUUUGUUCUUGUUGUCUCCAUCUACUUUUCGGUCUUCUCUUGUUUAGCAAUUGGUCUGAAAAAACUCGUAUGCCUAUAUCUUACUCAGUGCUUCUGCCCAGCAAUUUCCUGCUUGGUAAAGCCGACUAAGUCCUGCGAAUGUUAGUUACUGUUUUCAUUUGAUCUAAAUAGGUUUGGUUAUACCCUCAUGCCGCAGGUAGAUCUCUUCUUCAAGUUUGAGGAACUCUUCUGGAAGCUGUGUUUGCUCUUUUCCAAUCUUCGGUGUCAGUGAACAUUCUACGUUAGCAUCCUUGGUACCUUAUCAGUACUUCCUGUCAUUAGUUUCAUGUUUUUAACUGGUUCUUUCUGUGUUUCUCACAUACGUCCUUGUAAAGAAUUUCGAAACCAUCUUAAAACGAGUUCUGCUUCAGCUUUGUUGCCCGGAGAAAGGUAUUAACUAUGGAGCUGAAAGAAGACUUUGUUAAGGGUAUUUAUAUUGAAAGUUUGUUUACACUUUCAUGUAUGACAUAUGAGUUUGAGCCAUUUGUUUACAAAACGGCUUACGCAAGAAGAGCCGGUCUGUUUGUUCUCUAUGUAUGUUCGUUUGAAUUACUAUUAUUGUCUUUGUUUCUUUUCUAGCGCAAUGAACUGUUACUAAUGUAUCGUAUUUUACCUCUGUAGGCCCUCGGAACAAGAGUUUCUUUGAAUAUUGAAACUCUCAAUAAAAACAACUAUAUUAAAUUCCUGUAAUAGUAAAUAAAGUAUAGUAAAUGAGACUUUGAACUAUUUUUACCA
Schizosaccharomyces japonicus yFS275 is the source of this 4760-nucleotide messenger RNA. Its product is annotated as aminopeptidase. Bases 98 to 2641 code for a protein of 847 amino acids. Gene Ontology annotation, cellular component: vacuolar membrane. The record is from RefSeq and is a predicted model, not a curated record. The transcript is spliced from 2 exons. Gene Ontology annotation, biological process: proteolysis. Lineage: Eukaryota; Fungi; Ascomycota; Schizosaccharomycetes; Schizosaccharomycetales; Schizosaccharomycetaceae. Gene Ontology annotation, molecular function: metalloexopeptidase activity.